Platichthys flesus (European flounder) is the source of this 1971-nucleotide messenger RNA. It is a transcript of the gene insyn2ab, whose product is annotated as inhibitory synaptic factor 2Ab. Gene Ontology annotation, biological process: inhibitory postsynaptic potential. The record is from RefSeq and is a predicted model, not a curated record. The transcript has 3 exons. Lineage: Eukaryota; Metazoa; Chordata; Actinopteri; Pleuronectiformes; Pleuronectidae. Gene Ontology annotation, cellular component: postsynaptic density. The coding region runs from base 1 to 1416 and encodes 471 amino acids.
AUGGUGAGCAAAGAGGACACCACAUACGUUGUACUCUCAAACUCAGACGACUCAGAUUCAGAAACAGAACAAUCACACCUCGAUACUCAGUCCGGACCGGAAUCAGGCAAGCCGCAGGUGAAGAAGAGAAACAAGGCCCUACAAGUGCGAUUUAAAGAUAUCUGCGAAGCUCAGAAUGAGCACCAGGGGAAACACUCCAGAUCCAUUUCCUGCAAAGUGACUCACAGAAAAUACAUGACCAUGCCUGCAAGACGCUCCAUUCCGAAUGUGACCAAGAGUACUGGUGUCCAGACAUCGCCAGACCUCACCAAGCGAUACAAGACUUUCCCUUUUGAGAGGAAAAAGGGACACACGUUCAAACACACUGCUUUGGUGGAAGAUUACAAAGGACAAAACAAUGGGUUUUUGAGUGAUAUAAAGACGGCAGGAGAGGACGGACUACCUCUCGGGGAGUCGUCGAAGUACAAAGGUAAGAUUGUGGGGCAGACGAAAGCACUGCUUCACCACACUGAUGACAGCAGUGAUACAGAGGAUUUGCUUUCCAGUGCCAACUGUCUGGAUGGACCCUCGUGCCCGGAAUCGCAUUUCUCGGAAGAGGGCCAUCCGAGCAGCCCUCCUUCCAAAAGUGAACAAGAGUACCAGGUUUGUGGGACAAGGACCAAACACAAAGGAUUACCCAAAGAAGGCAUGGAUGCUGGCACGUCCUCAAAGCGUCAGCUGGCUAACUCUGAGUUUUCACAGGAGAAGUCAAAGGGAAUGGGCCCCGUUGAGUGGAACACUAUAACACAGGUGGAGUCUUUAGGAAGCCCCUCUGUGAGCUGUAAGCGGAAAAAGGGCACACAGUUAAACAAACAGCAGUCACAGACACUUCCCCAUAGUGCCAAAUGUUCUGUACAGUCACAAGGGCAGUGUCGGACAAGGCACGUGUCAGCCUCCUCUAAACUCCAGCAAACAGUCGCGGGUGACGAGGGCUUUCCUCAAGGAGACACGAGAGCCCCAGGCAUGGGGAGCAGCCAGCAGAUAAUGCCCGUAUCAGGAGACAAGGAUAUCAAAGCACAGCUGCAGGCCAUGGAGAACCUCAUCAGCUCGAGCCAGGAAACCAUCAAGGUCCUGCUUGGAGUUAUUCAGGAGCUGGAGAAAGGUGAAGCACAGAGAGAGGGGCUCUCCUACCGAACAGGACAAGACACAGCAAAUUGUGACACUUGUCGAAACAGCGCAUGCAUCAUUUACAGUGUGGAGCUGGACUUCAAGCUGCAGGAGGACAAGCUGCACCCCCUGAUGAGGAGGCUGUGCCCCCUGGACAGCCCACAGUUCCCUGCCUUGCCUUACUCCAACGAAGUGUUCACCUCCACCCCCAAACGCAAGUCCAAGACAGAGUCCAAAAAGCACGCUCGCUGGAAACUCUGGUUCCUUUGAAUCCAACACCAAGGCUUCGGAAAACAGCCUUUGUAUCGGGCACAUUAAUACUCCUGUUAUUCUCUAAACGGAGCAGAAGGAGCAAUCAACCCAUGAGGAUUGAUAACGACGGACACCGGUUCAGUUGAGUUGAGACAUCACGUCCAGUGAGCUGAGGGGACAGCAGACACAAAGAAGAAAGAAAAAACAUUUUCAUUUCUGUCAAACCUUUUUCUGGCUCUUGUGCUGGAGAGGUGUCGACAGGCACCUGCGGAAAACUAGGUGAGCUUAAGGAUAUUUGUACAUGUAUUUUUUCAAACCUGCGUAACGACGGAUGUUAUUUAUAUUCUGGGUUUAAUGCACCUCUCACUUUAUGUUCACAUGGUUUUAUUGCAUCCUCCAAUGCAAUGCACUUUUGGUCUCUCUCCCCUCAGAGCAUAUUGCUUGGCAACGAGAGGAGGCGCCGUGGGGGGGGGGGCCUUUUGUGAGCGAAGCUAUAAUCUUUGAAUGGACAUCCGCCCGACCUCCGGCAAAGCACAAACAUUUGACUAUUGACAGGAACAUGCGUAAAGAGAC